Messenger RNA from Exophiala mesophila, 1494 nucleotides. RefSeq lists its product as uncharacterized. Gene Ontology annotation, molecular function: 3'-5'-RNA exonuclease activity; nucleic acid binding. Bases 319 to 1338 code for a protein of 339 amino acids. The record is from RefSeq and is a predicted model, not a curated record. NCBI's taxonomy places the organism in Eukaryota, Fungi, Ascomycota, Eurotiomycetes, Chaetothyriales, Herpotrichiellaceae. Gene Ontology annotation, cellular component: mitochondrion. The transcript has 2 exons.
CGUCAUGGUUCUCGACUUCAUCACGUCACUUGGCAAACCUUCAGAGACUCAUGAAAAAUGACCGGGGACGUGUAUGUACUGUUCACAACGUCGACUAACAUGGCGAAUCGCCCUCUCCUGAACAAUAUCAUCGAAACAAUUACUCUCUGAGGCACCUUCUUUCCCCUGUUCUUAUUCAUACUCGAUCAUCGCCGCUACUGUACAAUAUCAAAUCGAGACGCCAUACUUACUUCCUGCUACCAAGCCAAUUGAAGCAACAUCGAGCAAUCUUCAACUUCCAAAUCUUCGGGUCACAGUGAAUGGUAGUCGCACGGCACCAUGGCUCUCACAAGGUCGAUCGACCCCUUGGUGUGGCUCGAUUGUGAGAUGACCGGCCUUGACCCUCGCACUGAUACUAUUCUAUCAAUCUCCGUCCUCCUCACGAAUUCGACCCUGGUCCCCAUCGAACCGGAGGGGCUCACCUUGUAUAUUUAUCACACCCCAGAGCAACUAUCACAUAUGUCACCCUGGUGCGUGUCCACACACACCUCGUCUGGCCUGACUCGACUUGUUAGCGACCCUAAUAGCUCCACGAGCGCCGCAGUUGCAUCCCGCGCCAUCCUCGACUACAUCACUUAUCACAUACCUGAGCCGCGCACAGCGCUACUUGCAGGCAACUCCAUACACGCGGACAAAGCAUUUUUGAUGAUACCACCCUGGAAUUGUAUUCUUGAACACCUCCAUUAUCGAUUGUUUGACGUGAGUGCCAUGAAGGAGAUGGUCCGACGAUGGGCUUCCGAUGAAGUUCUAGCACAGAUGCCGCCCAAGAAACUCGCACACCAAGCUCGAGAGGAUGUACUGGAGAGUAUUGAUGAAGCUAGGUUCUAUAUGCGUUUGCUUUCUGGGCUUGGAUCCAGUACGACGGGUGAGAACAGCGCUAACGUCGGGGCCAAUGGCAAUGAGUUCGACACAGCGAAAACCAAAACGAAGGUAGCUCAUGACCAGUCGAACGCCAAUAGCCAUUCUCAGAAUUCUACAGCACCACCCUCUUUAGACUCCCACGGUUCAAUCAUCCAAGCAUCUCCAUUAUCCCAAAAGUCCGCUACCGUGGUCAAGACGUCACAUACAAUUCAGGCCUUGAAUCAGAUGCCCGCACAUCAGACCGUCUUGCCAGCAGCAUCUUCGACUCGCGCGCCAAUUCCCGCACUUUUCACACCUGACGCUCCUCGGCCUGCUCCGCCACCCUACCUACUACCAGAUGGAGGAACGACCGGCGACGUGGCUAUGGCGGCUUAUGGACGGCAUGGCGAGAUCGAGGCCGAAAUUGAGAAGGACAGAUUUCGUACCGACGUACCAUAGAUGUUGCGAGGUCGAUACCUGAACAUACGUAUACGCACACAUCUUCGUACUCUGUUAGACAUACGUGUAAUCAAGUAUGAGACAGGAAUUCAUGGUGUUGGUGAUUAUUCAAUUAAACAGCUUUCUAGCCUACCAGGUUGGAAACUAAUGUUGGAC